Molecule: messenger RNA, 3775 nt
Organism: Pseudoliparis swirei
Lineage: Eukaryota; Metazoa; Chordata; Actinopteri; Perciformes; Liparidae
Product: abl interactor 2-like
Exons: 12
Coding region: 159-1862 (567 amino acids)
Cellular component (GO): lamellipodium
Molecular function (GO): SH3 domain binding
Source: RefSeq, a predicted model, not a curated record
UCCCUCCCCACUCGGGAGUCCUGCAGUACCGCACACGGCCGCGGUGUCGCAAGAGAGGCGGCCCUGCAGUACCGCACACGGCCGCAGUGUCGCAAGAGAGGCGCUCCACUCACACGUACACACACACACACACACACAGCUCUGCUAAAGAUGUGAAAAUGGCGGAGCUACAAAUGCUUCUGGAAGAGGAGAUUCCAGCUGGACGAAGCGCACUACUAGACAGUUUCACGAAUUUGGAAAGAGUCGCGGAAUACUGCGAAAGCAACUAUGUGCAGUCUCCGGACAAGGAGCGAGCGCUGGAGGAAACGAAGAACUACACCACCCAGUCUCUGGCCAGCGUGGCCUACCUGAUCAACACGCUGGCCAACAACGUGCUGCAGAUGCUCGACAUCCAGGCCUCGCAGCUCCGCCGCAUGGAGUCCUCCAUCAACCACAUCUCGCAGACGGUGGACAUCCACAAGGAGAAGGUGGCGCGGCGGGAGAUCGGCAUCCUCACCACCAACAAGAACACGUCCCGCACGCACAAGAUCAUCGCGCCCGCCAACCCCGAGAGGCCGGUGCGCUACAUCCGCAAGCCCAUCGACUACAGCAUGCUGGACGACAUGGGCCACGGGGUCAAGUGGUUGCAAAGGUUUAAGGCCAGCGCUCAGAACAUGAAGGCCGGAGGAGCAGGAGGAGCAGGAGGAGUAGGAGGAGGAGCAGGAGGACUCCCUCGCACAAACCCCCCCACACAGAAGCCCCCCAGCCCGCCCAUGUCGGGGAAAGGGACCCUCGGGCGCCAUUCCCCCUAUAAGACGCUUGAGCCGGUGCGUCCACCCGUUGUCCCUAAUGACUACGUCUCGAGCCCGACGCGCAACAUGGCGCCGCCCCUGCAGAACCCUGCAUCCGUUAAUCAGAGGAACCGCACAUACAGUAGUGGCAGCAGCGGCGGCAGCCACCCCAGCAGCAGCUGCAGCAGCAGCCGAGAGAACAGCGGCAGCGGCAGCGUGUGCGUGCCCAUCGCCGUGCCGACCCCGGCCCCGCCCAACGCAUUGCCAGCCCCCGUCCCAUCCAACCCAGCUAAACCUCCCCCCAACACUGCCACCACCACCGCCCCUGGACCCCCUACCACCGCCCUAGACGGCCCCCCACAGGCCCCGAACCCCCCCGUAGAGACCCCGCCUGUGCCCCAGCUCCCUGCGGCCCCCAUGGGCCCCCCUGCUAACGGGAACCCCGCACAAGAUUCUGCUCAGUUCUACAGCAUGAAUCGCCCGGCGCAACCGCCCCUGAACUCUCAGGUGGGUGGCUCGCUGCCGUACCGCCGCCCCACCUCCGUCACCGGUCAGCCCAACAUGGCCCAGAGCCAGCUCAACGGGGGGCCCCACUUCAACCAGAGCCAAGUGAUAGCCGGCCCGCCCGCGCCCCCUCCCCCCUCCAUGCAGAUCACCCCUCAGCUGCCUCUGAUGGGCUUUGUGGCCCGAGUUCAGGAGACCAUCUCAGACGUGCCUCCUCCGCCUCCGCCCGCCGACGAGCCGGUGUUCGACGAGCCGACGCCCCCUCCUCCGCCGCCGGAGGACUACGAGCACGAAGAGGAGGAGGAGGAGGAAGGGGAGGAGGAUGACGAGGAGGAGUCGGCGGUGGUGGAGUACAGCGACCCCUACGCCGAGGAGGACCCGCCCUGGGCUCCUCAGACCUACCUGGAGAAAGUGGUGGCCAUCUACGACUACGCCCGGGACAAGGAGGACGAGCUGUCGUUCCAGGAGGGCGCCAUCAUCUACGUGAUCAAGAAGAACGAUGACGGCUGGUACGAGGGCGUGAUGCACGAGACCACGGGCCUCUUCCCCGGCAACUACGUGGAGUCCAUCAUGCACUACGCCGACUGAACAAUCCUUCGAGGGCGACGGGGAGGGAGGGGAGGAGCCAAGGGUUAAAGGUCAAAGACUUUGAUCAGACAGAGCAUGAUCAGCUCCGAGAGAGAGACGGGAAAGAAGAAGCUGACGCCCAGGCGCCAUUGUACAACAACCACUACUCUUGAUAUAUUCUUCCCUGUAAUAUUAUCUUUCUUUCAUUUGACUGAGGACGGGAUGGUGAUGGAUUUAUUGUAUUUGGAGAGUUUUGCGUUACAUUAUGAGGUCACGACGUAGAUGUUUGCUUCAUUUUUUUGGGACCAAUUUGCCCUUAUUUUUUAAAGAAUAUUUAUUUGGAUUUUGUAGUGGGAUACAAGGUGAGAGGGAUGUAGUCGGGGGGGGGGGGGUCCACACCGCAGCCUUCGGAGGAAAAGGGCCGGAGGAGAACGCCUUCUUCACGUGGCCACUUUCUCCUCAACACCCGAGACAAUUUAGAGAAAAGUACUCCUCUAAAUUCAUACAUAUAUAUAUAUAUAUAUAUAUAAAGUAUAAUGCAACAACAAUAUCCUCGGUGGAGAUGAACUGUAGUUUCCGUACUUGACAGAGUGUUUGUGUUCCGGUGCCUCCGGCGUGCCAAAGCUGACGAGCACAUCGGAGGUCUCGAGGUCCGAAAAGACGAGCGCUUUAAAAACACCACAUUUUCUUGCUUCAUUUAAAUUACAUUUUAAGAAUAAGUUUAAUUAGGUUUUAAUUCGUUAGGUUAUUCGGCUGCUCGCUGUCGUGGAUUUAGAAGUCUCGCUCCGCCGGUGGUGAUUUAUUGAAGUUUGUCGUCUCGACUGGCGGGGCUCAUCGUGUGCAGCGUUCACCGGCAUCGGAAACCGGAGACUUUUUAUUUUGUUUUAAUUCAUUUUUUGGCGUUUACCAUGAGGUCCAGAAUCUGUUUCUGUUGCUUGCGGAGCGGCGAGGAAGGAGAAGAAAAAAACUCUGCCGGUGAUUAAUGUCUUAAUAUUUUUCUAUAUGGUGUGGUUUUGGUUUUGAUAUUCGACCGCGACGACGCAUUUAGGUCGCGUCUCAGAUGCUUGUGCCAUAUUGAAGUGUGCGUUGCUGUCCGGAGGUCAUCACUUAAUUUUGCAAUAAAUCGGCCCGAGUGGGGAGGACCGUCGACUCCAUGCCGACCGGGUUCUCCCUUUUUGUUGUUUUAAAUCCAAAGCACAUUGUAGUGAGAACGUAAAAGGUGUAGAAGAAGAACUAAUGUAAAUGUGAGAUGUAUUACGUCCUCAAAAACAGGACUUAUUGAAUAUGAAAAGAUGCCAGCUAUUGUGUUGAAAUGGUUUUAACCGUCAGUCGUAGGCCCCGCCCCCUUCCCCCCCCCCCCCCCCACACACUAUAUUCUCGAGGCCGUCGGCGUCGUUCGUCCUCCGUCACGUCUCCAAUGCGCUCGGCUGUUGGGUGUUUUUGCGAGGGCUCAUGUACUUAUGUCAGAAUCUUUAUUUUCUAUAUAUAAAAAAAAAAAGAAAAAAAGAAAUAAUACCAAGUGGGUCUGUGUGUGUGUGUGUGUGUGUGUGUGAGAGUCUUGCAUGCCAUUGUUCUGUACCGGUGUCCCCAAAAAAACCUACGCGGCGAGAUCACCCAUUCUUAAAAAGACGAGGCUCAUCCAAAGAGACUGUCCGACUUACGUCAAGCGCACGUCAGAGGAGUGACCUUUGACCUGUGGGGGAGGGACAUGGCAUUAGCCGUCAUUACUUCAGCGCCCCCCCCCCCCCCCAUACGUUGAAUCUUGUUCCAGACACUAAAAGCAUCAAUCGAGGCCCUUGGCCUGCAGGAUCCAUGGCUCCCUGGAGUCACACAACAGCCCAUAAUGCCAUUGUGUUGCACAGUUAACGUUGAAUUGCAGAAGUAUCAUAUUUGUAAAAUCAUGAGAACAAAGACAAUAAAAUUAUUACGAUUUA